Molecule: messenger RNA, 5513 nt
Organism: Phyllostomus hastatus (greater spear-nosed bat)
Lineage: Eukaryota; Metazoa; Chordata; Mammalia; Chiroptera; Phyllostomidae
Gene: SLC35E2B
Product: solute carrier family 35 member E2B
Exons: 12
Coding region: 613-1830 (405 amino acids)
Cellular component (GO): Golgi apparatus
Molecular function (GO): antiporter activity
Source: RefSeq, a predicted model, not a curated record
GGCCGGCCAAGCACUUCCGCCCGCGGCGGGCCCCGCCCGCAGGCCGGCGCAGAGCGGGGCGGAGGGGCAUUGGCCGCCCUCCCUCCCGCGGAACGGGCCGCCCGAGGCUCCGCUCGGGUCGGGGGUUCUGCUCGGGGCCUCCUCGGCGUCCGCGAUAGGCGCUCCCGCCCCGCCGCGCUGAGCCCUCGCUGUGAGGUCAGAAGUGUGUGGACGCACGACGGACACCGUGUGGAUUCUGUGGCUCCUGUGCCGUGCGCUGCCCAGAAGAGCCGUCACCGUGGCUGGACACGGAGGCCAGGCCGGCACUCAAUCCAGUGAGCCACCCCAGCCGGGGCCGAGUCUGCUGCUCCUAAACAGCGUGUAGGGCCCGGGCCCCGCACCAGCAUCUGACGGGCGCUCAGGUUGCCAGCCGCAGAGAACGCCAGGUGCAGCCCCAUCCGAGAGCGGGUUCUGUGGCCGCAUCCGGAGGCCCCGGCCCCGGCCAGCGGGCGCCGCUGAGCCUCGCUCCUGCUCUUCGCCGGCGGCAUGCCGACAGCCGGCAGCCGGGCCCGGCCUCCGUCCGGCCACCUGAGGUCGUGGGGCCAGAGAUAAGGACGCGCCCGCUGGGACGCCAUGGCGGCACCGGCGAAACCCCCGGCCGCGGCAGAGCUGGCCCCGGGCCCCGAGGAGAAGCCCCGGGGAAAGCCGCCCCUCGGCCGGGGCUCCCUGUUCGGCCACCGGAGUGAGAAGAUCGUCUUCGCCAAGGGCGACGGCGCCCCGGAGGAGGGCGUGCUCGCCGUCACCAUCACGGAGACCACGGUCAUCGAGGCGGACCUGGGCGUGUGGAGCUCGCGGGCCCUGCUCUACCUCACGCUCUGGUUCUUCCUCAGCUUCUGCACCCUCUUCCUCAACAAGUACAUCCUGUCUCUGCUGGAGGGCGAGCCCAGCGUGCUGGGCGCGGUGCAGAUGCUGGCCACCACCUGCAUCGGCUGCGCGAAGAUGUUCGUGCCCUGCUGCCUGCACCAGCACAAGGCCCGGCUCUCCUACCCACCCCACUUCGCCAUGACCAUGCUGCUCGUGGGCCUCAUGAGGUUCGCCACGGUGGUCCUGGGCCUGGUCAGCCUGAAGAACGUGGCGGUGUCGUUUGCCGAGACGGUGAAGAGCUCCGCCCCCAUCUUCACGGUGAUCAUGUCGCGGAUGAUCCUGGGGGAGUACACGGGGCUGCUGGUCAACCUCUCCCUCGUCCCCGUCAUGGGCGGCCUGGCGCUGUGCACGGCCGCCGAGAUGAGCUUCAACGUGCUGGGCUUCUCGGCGGCGCUGUCCACCAACAUCAUGGACUGUUUGCAAAACGUUUUCUCAAAAAAGCUGCUCAGUGGGGACAAGUACAGGUUCUCGGCCACCGAGCUGCAGUUCUACACGAGCGCCGCGGCCGUGGCCAUGCUGGUGCCCGCCUGGGUCUUCUUCCUGGACCUGCCGGUGAUCGGCCGGAGCGGGAAGAGCUUCAGCUACACGCAGGACGUGGUGCUGCUGCUGCUGCUGGACGGCGUGCUGUUCCACCUGCAGAGCGUCACCGCCUACGCCCUCAUGGGCCGGAUCUCCCCGGUGACCUUCAGCGUCGCCAGCACCGUGAAGCAUGCCCUGUCCAUCUGGCUCAGCAUCAUAGUUUUUGGCAACAAAGUCACCAGCCUGUCGGCUGUGGGCACCGUCCUGGUGACAGCUGGCGUCCUGCUCUACAACAAGGCCAAGCAGCACCAGCGGGACACCAUGCACAGCCUCGCUUCGGCUGCCAGCCGGACGCCCGACGAUGGCGCAGAGCCGCUGAUUCCCAAGGACCCCAGGCCGCACCACUGAGCUCUGGAGCCUCGGCAGGUGCCGGGGCCCCGGGCACCGCGCGCUUCUGUCUCCCAGCCGGCGCGGUCCCCGCCCCCUGCCGCCCGCACCCUGCCCGUUCCGUGGGCCCGCUGGGCGGGAAAAGGGCCUGUGCGGCCCCAGCCGCCCCUUUCUGGGGUCUCUGGUCAAAACCAGCAGGACCUUGCAGGGUCCCCAGACGUUGGUUCCCUGUGGGGGGGCCAGAGCCAGCUGCCACUGAGCCACUGCUGCACACUGUGAAAAGCGCCGCCCUCGGCCCCACGCGGGGUGCGGGGGGGGUGGGUGCCGCCAGCCGCACUGCACACCAGCUCCCACUGCAGUCAGGCCGGGCUCCGGCCCCUCUGUGGGUGACGGGCUCGGGGGCGACUGUGAAGCCAGAGCCGGUCCAGGUGCCAACGUGGGCCACUCCCUGCUCCGUGUCAGUGGGGUGAACUCAUCUGCUCCAGGCCAGACAUCAGGGCCACCCGAGGCGCGGCCCGCCCUUGGCCAUCUGGGGAGACCUCUGUGCCCAGACAGAGGGCUGGGGUGCCCCAGGCCUUGGCACAGAGGCCGUGGAGCCUGGCGGGGUGGGGAGGGGACACUCCGGGCGCAGAAACAAGGAUCCCCCGCUGCGGAGGGCCGGGUGUGGGGCCCUGCCCUUGUCCCUGAGGCGUCCACUCCCUGCCCGGGAGCUGCCGGCACCUGGCACCACUUAGGGAGAAGUGACUCAAGGGAGGGAGGCCCCACCACCCCAGUCUGCUGGGCCCCGCCCCUGCCUGCCCGGGCGCUCACGCACCCGUGACUACCACCUGCAGUGCUGGGCUCAGGCCAGGGAGACUCGGGUGGUCCCUGCCACUCUGGCCCAGGCUGCUCGGUAGGGUCCCCGAGGGUGCGGGUGUCCCCGUCCUCUCCCAGCUGGCCCCUCCUGAGGGGGUGCGGGGGGGGGGGAGAGUGUGUGGGGUGUUCACGGUCCUCGUGACACUGCGUGUAAAAUGGCAGUGCAGUUUCCUAACAGGCAGGCUAGGGCACAGACGGCUCUGGGCGUGUCGGGUCACCCACUCUGCACCGCUGCCUGGCUCGGCCCGGCCGUCCCCCCAGAGCGGACAGAUGACCCUGUGGGGUUUGCGCCCGGACUUGGGCUGAGACUCCCAUCCUGGAGGGACUUCCAGUGGGGCCUGUCUCCGGCCAGGCUUGGAGGGCCUCUCCUUUGCACCUGUGGCCGGGGUUGUCCCGAGCCCUGGGGCCGGUCGGAGGCAGCCCUCCCUACCCGGGGAGCAGGUCUGGCCCCUGGCCGCCCGGAGCCCGCCUGUGGGACCGAGAGAAGUGACUGACAGCAGGGCCCGAGGCCCUCCCCGCUGCCCCGUCUCCACCCUGCUGCUCAGGCCUGGGCCCCCACAGCCCCGUCUCUGGUUUCCCCGUGGGCGCGUCGAGGGGGAGACGCAGAAACUGCCUCCUCGGGGCGGCGGGCCUCCUGGAAACGGAGAGCGAUAACCACGUCGCGUCGGGCUCUGCCUGCUUGACAAGCCUGCCGCGGUGAUGAACUAAAAUGAGGCCUUUUAGACAACAAGUAACCUUUUCACAAAGCCACCCUGUGGCCGGAGGACAGGCAAGUGCGGGUCACCUGCUGGACAGCCGCCCUUUCACAGCCAGGUGUUUCUGAUGUGCCUCCCCCAGGUGCCUGUCCCUUUCCUCUUCUCCGCUUCCCCCCAAACACAACUACAAAACUAAGGGGGAUUCGUUGGAGGUGGCCGGGGAGGUGGGUCGUCAUGUUGAUCUGUAGGACCAGAGAGAAAGCUGCGCCCUGGGGCCCCUGCCCGCGCCCUGGGGGAUGCAGCUGAACACGGCCCUCUGACCGGGACUUCCACAGGGCCUCCUCGGACUUCGUCCUCCGAGUGCGAAGGGACACACCCACCUGCCUGAAUCCCAACGCCCUCAGGGAGCUCUGGGCCCCACCCACGAUGGGCCCUGCCCUCCGCUCCUACUGUUGGCUUUCAGCCAGUUUUGAUUUUCCAAGUUUUUGGACCAGAAGUGAAACGAAGAUUCCUAAAUUAUUAGUAAGUGAGGCAAUUUCCCGCAAAGCUGCUUUUGAGACCCGUCAUCCUGAGCUGCGGCUGGUGCAGCCCUUGCUCGGGGCCCACAUUCCUUCCGUCACCCGCAGCUGCGCCCCAAAGCCUCCCACCUCUCGGCAUUCCCAGGCCCGCCUGCGCGGAGUCACGCCUGGCCUCGUGUCUGACAACUGUCCAGGCGACCCUUUUCACCGGCUUUGUCUGGUUUCUGCAGCGUGUUCUGCCCACCGAACUGUCCCGGGUGUGUGUGCACCAGUGUCGAGUCUGCGUGUCCCCCUCCCCCCCCGUCACUCCUGUGUCUGUGGCUGUCCGUGCCUUCUCACACACACACACACACACACACGCUCACACCGCACUGAGGCUGAGGCAGGCCGCCUGCUCACGCCCACUGAUACGCAGGCACACGCGGGCCUCAGGCGUCCACCGUCCGCUACUGCUCGGCAGCACAGCUGCUCGCCUGAGCCCAGCAGCCUCCGUGUCUGCGUCUGAGCAGGAAAGCUGUCUGCCUCGGAGAGCUGAGGGCGCCCUUGCACAACCCCAAAUGUGGCUCUAAUUUGGGGAAAAGUAAACACGGCGAGCAGAAAACACCGUGCUGCCCGAGGAGUGGCGGCCACGUGGCGCUGUGCUCGUGGCCUGUGCCCCACAUGCUUCUCCCGACCCCAGGGGUUUGCUUGCUGCUGCGCACGCUCCCCUGGACGGGCUCAGAGCGGCUGGUGGGUGGGGCGGACACGCACGGGGCUCUCUUGGCCGGUCCAGCCAUGUGCUUCCUCAGGCCUGCGGGGGAGUCUUUCCACUGCUCCCCCAGGCCAGAGGCACUCAACACGGGUGUCGUCACGGGCAGAGGCCCUGUUAACUGCUUCUCCCUCCCUCCCGGAGAUUUCACACUGAGGGCUUUAUCGUUUCCCCGGAUGUGCACAUGCCCUGGUGUGGGCCUCUUCGUUUUCUUCGUUUCUAAGGAAGCAAGCCCCGGCCUCCCAGUGUUAUCUGCCUGUUUCUCUCUGUGCUGGACGAGGAGCCAAGAGCAGACCGGGGGUCAGUGGCUCGGCUGGCCGCCAAGGCAUGAAACUGCCAACCUCGCUGGCUGGGAUUCUGAGCGAUGGCCGCGGGACCCGUGCCCACGUGUCCAGGCCGGGUCAGAAACUGUUGUAACUGGCAAUGUCUUUUGUUUGUCUGGGUGGGGUUUUUUGGUGUGUCCCCCCCCCCCCCGUUUUCAUUUGGGGAAAACUGGCGUCUGGCUGAUCUGCUGUUUCUAGACUGUUCACUGCUGUCCCAGCUGCCUGUGAACCUGCCACUCGGGGGAGCCGGCCAGGGCUUUCCCCGCCCUGGGGAGGGGGGGGUUCUGUCAAUAACCAUCUGCUGCUGCAUCAGAGCCCAGGAAUCUUCGCCUCCUCCCCAGCAGUGCCGUGGGGUCCUUGCCCGAGGCGUCCACGGGCUGUGUUCUCCGCCCAUGCCAGUAUUUGUGUGACUGCGCCAGCACGUGACACAAAACGGUUCUGUGAAGUGACUGAGUCACUGCCCCUUCGCUGUGGUAAUACGUGUAUCCUGUGGGUGCCUCCUGCCCUUGUCCAAAUAAAGCCACUUCUGGCAGUCACUUGGUGACUCCCGUUCUGCAAAAGUAAA